Molecule: messenger RNA, 2365 nt
Organism: Pristis pectinata (smalltooth sawfish)
Lineage: Eukaryota; Metazoa; Chordata; Chondrichthyes; Rhinopristiformes; Pristidae
Gene: tap1
Product: transporter 1, ATP-binding cassette, sub-family B (MDR/TAP)
Exons: 12
Coding region: 47-2221 (724 amino acids)
Biological process (GO): transmembrane transport
Cellular component (GO): membrane
Molecular function (GO): ATP binding; ATP hydrolysis activity; ABC-type oligopeptide transporter activity
Source: RefSeq, a predicted model, not a curated record
CUGCUGCAGCUCCGGGGCUGAAGGCCCUGUGGACUGGACCCUGCUGAUGAUGACUGUUCCAGCUGCCGUGCUGUGUCUUGCCGUGCUGGAUGUCGCUGUGACCUGGGUCCUGAGCGCAGCCCUGGAGCUGUGGGGGGCUGGGCCGCUGCUGGUGGUCUGGGUGUGCUCUGUGCUGCGGCUGGGCCUGCUGUCUGCCUGUCUGCGGCUGGUCAGAUGUCUGGUGCCAGGGCUCACGUCUGGCCGGCUCCGGGACCUGCGUCUGGGGCUGGCCACGUGCUGCCUACUGUUGCCGACCUACACCAGUCUGUCGGUGGUGGCUUGGUCCCCGAGUGCCGAGCUCCUGCACGGUUCCUGUACACCCCCCGUGCUGGCUCUCAGCUACCUGGUGACCGGGCUGGGGUUCACUGUGGGCCAGAGGUUCCUGCCGGAGCUGGGGGGGGCCGUGGCCCCCGGCCAGACUCCCUCCCUCUCCAGACUGGUGUCCUGUCUGAGGCCCGACUCCGGCCGCUUCCUCCUCGUCACCCUCUUCCUCGUCCUGUCAUCAGCCGGCGAGAUGGCCAUUCCCUACUACUCUGGCCGGAUGACAGACUGGGUGAUGAACGAGGAUAAUCCAUCGGCUUUCUCCAGCACCAUCCUGGCCAUGGCGGCCUUCACCAUUGGAAGCGCUGUUUCAGAGUUUAUUUGCGACUGUAUCUACAACGCUACAAUGACGGGGAUUCACACCCGGAUUCAGGGGUCCGUGUUCAGAUCUGUUGUACGCCAGGAGAUCGCCUUCUUCGACACUCAGCACACAGGUGACAUCACGUCCCGUAUCACCACAGACACGAACACGAUGAGUGACUCACUGACGGAACAGCUGAGCCUGCUGAUGUGGUACCUGAUGAGGGCUGCGUUUCUCCUGGUCUUCAUGCUCGGUCUGUCCUCCAAACUCUCCCUCCUCACGCUCGCUCUGAUUCCAUUCAUCAUCAUCGUCCCCGAGUUCUUCGCCCAGUUUUACCAGGAGCUGACGGCCAAGGUGCAGGCAUCUCUGGCCAGGGCCAAUGACGUGGCGAUGGAGACGUUCUCCUCCAUGAGGACGGUGCGGAGCUUUGCCAACGAGGACGGCGAGUGCCGGCGGUACGCGGACCGGCUGCACGACACCUUCCAGCUCAACAAGAGGGAGGCCCUGCUGUACGCCGUCUACAUGUGGACCAACAGCCUCUCUGGCCUGUUACUGAAGGUCAGCAUCCUGUGCUACGGGGGCUUCCUGGUGGCGGACGGCGGUGUGACGAGUGGUGGCCUCGUCUCCUUCAUCCUCUACCAAAUGCAGUUCACCUCGGCCAUUGAGGCCCUGCUCCAUGUCUACCCUCACGUGAAGAAGGCUGUUGGGGCUUCAGAGAAAGUCUUUGAGUACAUGGAUCGCAAGCCUGCCCUGGUCCCUGUGGGGGGACUCAGCCCGACGAGGCUGAAGGCACACAUCGAGUUCAGGAACGUGACCUUUGCUUACCCCAAGCAACCAGACGUCCCAGUGUUGAAGAAUGUGUCCUUUGAGGUGCGGAGUGGGGAGGUGACGGCCCUGGUGGGACCCUCGGGUGGGGGGAAGACCACCUGUGUGUCCCUCCUGCAGCGGUUCUAUCAGCCUCAGUCGGGACAGAUCCUGCUGGACGGGAAGCCCAUCGAGGAGUACGAGCACAAGUACUACCACAGCAAGGUGGCCCUGGUGAGCCAGGAGCCGGUGCUGUUUGCUCGCUCGGUGGAGGAGAACAUCGCCUACGGACUGGAGAGCAGCACUGCCGAAUGUGUGGUCGGCGCAGCGAGGCGGGCGGGGGCGCACGGCUUCGUCACGGCACUGAAGGACGGCUACAGCACAGAUGCCGGUGAAAGAGGGGGGCAGCUGUCGGGGGGACAGAAGCAGCGAGUGGCCAUUGCCCGAGCGCUGAUCCGAGAGCCUCGGGUCCUCAUCCUGGACGACGCGACGAGCUGCCUGGACAACGAGACCGAGCACCUGGUCCACCAGUCGGUGUACAGCCGAGCUGCGGAGCGCGCCGUGCUGGUGAUCGCCCACCGGCCGAGUACGAUGGAGAGAGCCGAUCGGGUGGUGGUGCUGGAGGGGGGGGCAGUUGUGGAGGAGGGGUCACCCCAGGAGCUGCAGGAGAGAGGUGGCACCUACCACCGGCUGCUACACACGCACGGCCCGGCCAGUGGGAGCGGGUCGCCGGGGGGAGCCGAGCGGGAGCCGUGAAUCACGGCACGAGGAGCGGCCGGGGCACGUCCACUGGAAGCCCAGUGAACGGGAGUGGACACUAGGCGGAGAGCAGAAUCAUCCGCGUGAUACUGUACACGGGGAGCUGGUUUACUUGAAUAAAGUGUUUAGAGUUUCACUGAA